Messenger RNA from Pseudopipra pipra, 379 nucleotides. Its product is annotated as metallothionein-2. Gene Ontology annotation, molecular function: metal ion binding. Gene Ontology annotation, biological process: cellular response to zinc ion; cellular response to copper ion; intracellular zinc ion homeostasis. Lineage: Eukaryota; Metazoa; Chordata; Aves; Passeriformes; Pipridae. The transcript is spliced from 3 exons. The coding region runs from base 45 to 236 and encodes 63 amino acids. The record is from RefSeq and is a predicted model, not a curated record. Gene Ontology annotation, cellular component: nucleus; cytoplasm.
GAGCCAAGCCGCGCGAACUGAGCUGAGCCGAGCCAAGCCGAGCCAUGGACCCCCAGGACUGCACAUGUGCCGCUGGUGACUCCUGCUCCUGCGCCGGGUCCUGCAAGUGCAAGAACUGCCGCUGCCGGAGCUGCCGCAAGAGCUGCUGUUCCUGCUGCCCCGCCAGCUGCAGCAACUGCGCCAAGGGCUGCGUGUGCAAGGAGCCGGCCAGCAGCAAGUGCAGCUGCUGCCACUGAGCCGCGCGGCUCCGCUGUAAAUAGCCGGCACGCUUCGGGGGCGGGGGGCACGGAGAAAAAAUACUUCUUUUUUCUUUUUUUUUUCACGUUUUGUAUUUUCUGUACCAGUGGUGAAACUGGAUGGAAAUAAAGGAUUUGUUCUC